GUGUGUGUGUUUGUUUGUUUGUUUGUUUUUGCAGGCUUUAACGCCAAAAAGAAAAAGAAAGUGGCAAAGAUAUACCAGGCUCUGAACAGUGAUCCCACUGAUGUGGCUGCCCUUAGACGCAUGGCUAUUAGCGAGGGAGGGCUCCUAACUGAUGAGAUGAGACGAAAAGUGUGGCCCAAGCUCCUCAAUGUCAACAUCAAUGACCCACCUCCUAUAUCAGGGAAAAACCUACGACAGAUGAGCAAGGACUACCAACAAGUGCUGCUGGAUGUCAGGCGGUCCUUACGGCGGUUUCCUCCUGGCAUGCCAAAAGAACAGAGAGAAGGGCUCCAGGAAGAACUGAUCGACAUCAUCCUCCUCGUCUUGGAGCGCAACCCUCAGCUGCAUUACUACCAGGGCUACCAUGACAUUGUGGUCACAUUUCUGCUGGUGGUAGGAGAGAGUCUGGCAACAUCCCUGGUAGAAAAAGUAUCUACCCACCACCUCAGGGAUUUCAUGGACCCAACAAUGGACAACACCAAACAUAUAUUAAACUAUCUAAUGCCCAUCAUUGACCAGGUGAAUCCAGAACUCCAUGACUUCAUGCAGAGUGCUGAGGUUGGGACCAUCUUUGCCCUCAGCUGGCUCAUCACCUGGUUUGGGCACGUCCUGUCUGACUUCAGACACGUGGUGCGGUUAUACGACUUCUUCCUGGCCUGCCACCCCCUGAUGCCCAUUUACUUUGCAGCUGUGAUCGUGUUGUAUCGAGAAGAGGAAGUCCUGGAUUGUGACUGUGACAUGGCCUCGGUUCACCACCUGUUGUCCCAGAUCCCUCAGGACCUGCCCUAUGAGAUGCUGAUCAGUAGAGCCGGAGACCUUUUUGUUCAGUUUCCCCCAUCUAGACUUGCUUGGGAAGCAGCUGCCCAACAGGAAGCCAACAAAACGGCAGCCUCUACCUUCAAAGACUUUGAGCUGGCAUCCACCCAGCAGAGGCCUGACAUGGUCCUGCGGCAGCGCUUUCGGGGACUGCGGACUGAGAAUCGAGCAAAGGACGUCCUGACCAAACCAAGGACCAACCGCCUUGUGAAACUGGCGGUGAUGGGGCUGACGGUGGCACUUGGAGCAGCCGCUCUGGCUGUGGUGAAAAGUGCCCUGGAGUGGGCCCCUAAGUUCCAGCUGCAGCUGUUCCCCUAAAUGCCAGAGAAGAUUCUUCCUCUGGCAUUACUUGAAGGUCUCGCCCUUCCAUGGAAGGAUGGGGAGGGGUGGGAUGUCCUUUAUUAAAAGGGUUUCUGUCAA
This is a messenger RNA of Myotis brandtii (Brandt's bat), 1275 nucleotides long. RefSeq names its product TBC1 domain family, member 20 (gene TBC1D20). The transcript has 7 exons. Lineage: Eukaryota; Metazoa; Chordata; Mammalia; Chiroptera; Vespertilionidae. The annotation marks the transcript as partial. Gene Ontology annotation, molecular function: GTPase activator activity. Gene Ontology annotation, cellular component: endoplasmic reticulum membrane. The record is from RefSeq and is a predicted model, not a curated record. Gene Ontology annotation, biological process: endoplasmic reticulum to Golgi vesicle-mediated transport; positive regulation of GTPase activity.